AUGCCAAAUCCCACGUCAUUGAUCUCACUGCUGUCAGUGGCUGUACUACUACAUGCACUGUUGUUACUCCUCCUUUCGAUAACAACAACUGCCAAGUCCAAUCCUUCAGGUUCCUUCAAAUAUUCAACAACUUCCACUUUACUUGCUGGUGGCAUGUCAUUGAAUUCACUCAACAAGUAUGGCGAUGGAUUGGAUGCUAAAAUGGCAUGUUUGGAUACGAUAGAGGUUGUGAAAAUGGGCUCAAAUAAUACGAUUUAUAUUGUCGAUUCUGGACAUGAUGUUAUUAGACGAAUUUCAAGUGAUGGAAAAAUUUCACAAUUUGCUGGAAGUUAUGCCUAUGGAUAUUAUGGAAAUGGUGUUUUGGCUACUUUGGCCAUACUUGCAAACCCUUUGGAUAUUGUUGAGUUUGGAGGAUAUGUUUAUAUUGCAGAUGCUGGUAACAGUUGCGUUAGAAGGGUAAAUUUGAUGACGAAUAUUAUUGAGGAUUUUGUUGGAGUUUGUGGUAGUUCUGGUUACGGUGGUGAUAAUAAUCCAAUGGAAACAAUUCAAUUUAAUGGUGUAAUGGGCCUUGCUAUAUCCGAAACUGGACGAUACAUGUAUAUUUCAGAUACAAGCAAUAACAAAGUGAGAAUGUAUGAUAUGAUUUAUCGUAACAUAACCACUGUAGCAGGUGAUGGUAAUAUUAAUACGGUUGGGGCUGCUAAAGUUUCACUUGGAAAUCCUCAAGGAUUGGUUUUAGAUGGAUAUACAUUAUUUGUGGUCGAAGCAAUUGUUGGAAAACUUACAGCUAUCGAUUUGAAUACAAGACAAAUGCAAACUGUAGUGUAUGAUCCAACACUCUAUCCAACUAAACUAGUUAAAUUUGGAGAAACUCUCUACAUGUCGAGUGCUAAUGGUCAACCAAUUUUAGCUUAUGAAAUUAAUACUGCUCAACAAGCUGUAUUGAAUAAUACAGGAAUUAAUUCACCAUAUGCCUAUUUGAUUGAUUCAUUUGGUAAUGUAAUUGUUUCAGAAAGAACAAGAUUUAUUUACAAUAGAACUUCAAAUGCUGUUAUUGCAGGAGAAUGCUCAACCAAAUAUUUUGUGAGAAAUAAUGAGCCAACUCUGGCAAACAAUACCAAUUUGAAUACUGUUUCACAAUUUAUUGUGGAUAAGCAGAGUGGAGAGUUGAGAUAUGCCUACCAAGCUGCUGUUCCAUUCAUUCACAAAUAUACGAAUGGUAUUUCUACUAUUAUUGCUGGUAAUGGAAGAACAGAUUCGUUUGGCAUUUCCUAUGUUGUAGGUGAAACUCUUGCCAUUAAUUCACCUGUUGGUACUUCAAUUUCAUUGUUUGAAAACUCUGAUAAUCUGUACUUUGCCAACACUACAGCAGUGAUGAAAAUUGAUGUGAGUGGAGUAAUGACAACAAUAAUUGGAGGAUACCACGCUCAUAAUGAAGUUCAAUAUGGGGGCUUGGCUUCUAAUUCAUCAAUCAAAAUAGGAUCAGUUAUGAUGAAUGAUUCAAAGAUAUUUAUUGGCAGUGUUGGGUCAAUUUUUACAGUUGACAGUAAUGGAAUUCUUGAUGUGUUUGUUGGUAACGAUACAUUGUUUGGAAAAUCUGUUAACCGUUUGUCAGUAGAUCCCAUUGAUGGUAAUAUUGUAUUUUAUGAUUCAGUUUUGUGUAAUAUGUACAAGAUUAUGCAAAACAAAUCACUUAUUACCUUAUUUGGAAAAUCUGAUUGUAUUACUUAUUCUAAUGAAACAGAUCUAACACCAGAAACUUAUUCAAUGAGAUUAAAUCACUUUGCAUUCUUUUCUAAUGGAGAUAUGGCUAUUUUAGAAAAAUCCAAUCAAUGUAUUAGAAGAUGGUAUAGAUCAUCGAAUACUAUCUCAACAAUAAUUGGAACACCAGGAAAGAAUGAAAUAAUACUCUUCCAGCCAAACUCACUUUCUAUUACUAAUGAUGGAUCUAUAAUUGUUGCAGAUUCAACUAUUAGAAAGUAUGUAAUUUCAGGUUGUACAAGUGGAUGGUAUGGAAAAGAUUGCCUGACUCCUGUAUUUGAUGUAAAGUUUUAUUCAACUGUCACUUACACUAAUACAAGUGUUAAAGUAGUACUGAACUAUGCGGAAUCAUUCAAAUCAGUUUACCAAUCAGCUACUUAUGAAAUGAAAUGCAAAAAUCAAUUGACCACAUAUUUCAAUACACCUUUGAACAUCCAAUCAUUCACCAAUCCAUUGAUUAUUUCAAUUGAUAAGUUCAUGAAGAAGGGAAAUUAUUCAUGUUCUAUAACAGCCACGUUAGGAACUGAAUCAUUCACAGUUGACUUUUCCAAUACUUUACAAGUAAUGGAAUACGAAAGUGUUUUUUCUGAAAGUUUCCUCAAAACUUUACCAAUUAGUGAUGUUGCUACCAUUGCAUCUAAUAAGGAUACCUAUUCCAAGUCAACUAAUGUUGUUCAAGUUUUGGAACUUGUCACUAACGCUAUUUCAACUUUACAAAGAAAUGCAUCCAAUGCUGAUGAAACUCUCAAAGUUACAGAAGCAUUGUCUGUCAUUACAUCCCAAUCUCAAGUUAGUUCGACUAUUCUGAACACCAUCUCUAAUUUAGCUGUUAAUAUUUCCAAGGAACUUAGUCAACUGGAUUCGAAUACCUUAAAGACCUCAAGUGCUUCAUACGAAUCAACAUUGUCAAAUGUAUUAAUGGCAUAUUCUAACUGCUACUCGUCUCAAAAUUUCAAUAUUAGCUCAGAAAGUAAUUCAAUUAUUGAGAAAACGGUAAUGGUGGCCACUAGAAUUUCAUCCCAAUCAGAUAGUAUUUUCCAAGUGGUUACAGCUUCUUUUAUAGUGUCAGUUGCCAGAAAUAUCAAUCAAUCAAUUGUUUCUGAUGGAAAUACCACAGUAGUAACUCCUAGUGAGCUAAGUACUUUAAAAGAUAUUUCUAUUGGAAGUGUUACCUAUUUAAAUGUUGAAAAGUUGGCCUCCUUAAUAUCUGGAUCUGUAUUGAGUAAUAACUAUUCCUACAAUAAUUUAAUUGGAUUAGCAGGAACGUCAUUUGUCAAUUUGGCCAAGGUUACUGAUCUCAAGUAUAUUUCCAAUGGUCAAGUUCUCAACGUUUCGAAUCUCUCUAACCCUAUCAGCAUUAAAUUUAAUGUAGAUAAGAGCACCAUAGAAAGCAUCCAAUCCAAUUCCACACAACUAACUAUUUCUUGCAAGUAUUUCGAUGAAACUGAAAGAUUAUGGAAAACAGAUGGAUGUAAAACUCUGGUUGACCAAUCUAAUGGUAUUAUUGACUGUCAAUGUAAUCAUACCACUACAUUCUCUGCAUUCCUUCAAUUUACCAAAUACAGUAGCAUACCUCUCACCAUUGGAAAAAUUGUUGUCAGCUCAAUUUUGAUUGUAUUGGCUAUUGUUGCAAUUGUUGGAUUAAUUAUAACCUCACGAAGGAAUCCAACAAAGAGCAGAUGGUAUCUUCCUUACUUUGCCCUGGUAUCUCUUAUUAUUGAACUGCUUUUUAGCGUGAUUAUUCCUGGUUCAAUGUUAUUGGAUAGAAGUGGAGAUAGCUCAAUAGUCCAAUCCGUUUUUACAAUGAUUAGUUGCACUUUCUAUUGCCUCUCAUUAUUGAACUAUUUAAUGUUCAAUUUGAGAUAUAUUACAUUCAAAUAUGUUUAUGAAUUGAUGGCCAUUUUGAGUGAAAAGAAAGAAACUCAAACUGAUACCUUUUUAAAGUGGACCAAGAUCAUUCUCACCAACAAGUUUUUCUCUAUUGUGUGGAAUGCUGUUAUUGCUCUAUUCAUUAUUAUUUAUUUUGUUAUCUUCAUUUCACUGAUGGGAAGGAGUGCAAUUGAUGGAGACACCUACACAAAAAUUAUGUCAAGCUCAUUAUUUGCAUUUGUAAUGACCAUUUCAUUACUUGUUUGUGUUAUCUAUGCAGUGGAUAUUUAUAUGGAAUUGAGAUAUGUUCAAUUGAAUUCCAAAUUGAAAGAAACAGAUAAGAAACUCUUCAUUAACCCAAUCAAGAAUUACUUUAUUGUGAAUGACAAUCUUUCCUUCAGAAAGGAAUUUGCCUUAUUUUUCAUUAGUAUUGCGUUCUAUGUAAUUUCCAAUGCAAUGGGUUUCUCCUAUCUCACCUCACAGACUUCACUCAAUGCAAGAGAGAGCUAUUUAAUUGUUGGCUAUAUUUUUGAAGUGAUUUAUAAUUUACUUUUGAUUUUAAGUUUUGGUGGAUUAGUUUCAAUUAUUUCCAUUUAUGAAUACUUGGCUUCUAAAAAGGGUUAUACUUCACAGAUUGGAAAUGAAGAUGUGGAAGAGGAUAAUCAAAUCAAGGAUAUUCUUAUUCAACCAAUACUUUGUCAAGUUUUUGAACAAUUUGCCAAGACAGAACAUUCAUUAGAAAAUGUAAUAUUUUGGAAGAAACUUUAUCCUAUUCUUGAGGAAAUUAAUAGGGGAAAUAUUCCAUCAAUGGAAGAUCUGGAAAAAGAAUUUACUGAAUGGAAUGAAAAUUUUGUGGCAACUAAUUCUCCAAUGGAAAUCAAUUUUUCUCAUCACAUCAAGAAAUCAUUCAAUUCUCAAUUCGAAUUGAUUAAAAGUGGCAAGAUUGAAAGCGAUGAUUUGAAAGAGACUUUAAAGGAUAUGUAUUGUGCUUUGAUGGUUAACUUGGAUGAUACUUUCUCUCGUUUCUUCAUUACAUCCAGUUAUCAACAAAUGAACAAAUUAUUCGAAUUGAAAGAACAAAUGGGCUCUGCUCUCAAACAAUAAAUUAUCAUUGUCAGCC
Molecule: messenger RNA, 4750 nt
Organism: Naegleria gruberi
Lineage: Eukaryota; Heterolobosea; Eutetramitea; Acrasida; Naegleriidae
Product: RGS-domain-containing protein
Exons: 2
Coding region: 1-4734 (1577 amino acids)
Source: RefSeq, a predicted model, not a curated record